This is a messenger RNA of Hyaloscypha bicolor E, 945 nucleotides long. RefSeq lists its product as uncharacterized. NCBI's taxonomy places the organism in Eukaryota, Fungi, Ascomycota, Leotiomycetes, Helotiales, Hyaloscyphaceae. The transcript has a single exon. The record is from RefSeq and is a predicted model, not a curated record. The annotation marks the transcript as partial.
GCAGUCAACAAACAGAUCGCGGAGCAGGCCCUGGCCGAUGCUGACGAGAUGGAGAGAGCUUCGCCACUGGGUGCGCAGACGCCGCAGAGGGCUUCGGCGAUGAGUCCCGAGAGGGCGUCGGGAGUGUUCAGCAAUGGGAGCAGUCCACUGAGCAGCUUGAGGGAUGAGACGCCGACUCCUGGGUCCGGAUGGAGCUCGUCGGGAGGAGGGAUGGAAUUGGGGAUGCAGAUUCGGAGGGAGGCGGCGGGGAAGCCGACGUUGAUACAGCAGGUACAAAAAGCGAAUGCAGCGGGGGUUAAUGCCGAGGGGGCGAUGAAGGGGAUGUUGAAGAAGACUGGAGGUGGGCAGUUGGCAGGGACGCCAGAGAAAAAGACCGGAGGGCCAGGUGGAAAUGGGCAGAUGGGAGUUACAUCGAUAAAUAUGGGGGCCAAGGGGAACCAGCCAUUCAGUACUCCUCCGAAUAAAAGCAAGGAUGGGCCGAAAGGUGGAAACACACAGAAGAAAUUGAAGGUCAAAGACGGAUUGUUACCAUCGAGUUCUCCCCUCGGCGCAGGAGGAAGUGUCCAAAAACGUCCCAUAGCCACAUAUCUCGAAAACGCACCAGACAACGAGGAGCAAGAGCGAGAGCAUAAGCGUCCUGCGCAGCGAGAAUGGGGUAAUGCUGUGGCUCCUGGUCCUAUUCGUCAACCUUUGAACGAUUUGCGUGGCAUCUCGCCCUUCCGGCAAGGCCCGCGAAAGAUAUACAACGAUCCUGAUAUCAUGAUGUUGGCUGGCCCUGGACAUAGUAACGACCCCAAACAUUGCGACCUUUCGCACUUGUUCAACGCCGAGAUUCGCUACAAGAACGACCCUAUGUUUCCGCACGUGUUCGGAUUUGACGAUCUCCCCCAGUAUUCCGACUUUGAAGUUCUCCCUGGCAAGCCAGUAUCCGACAGCUUCAUUGUC